Messenger RNA from Gaeumannomyces tritici R3-111a-1, 567 nucleotides. RefSeq lists its product as hypothetical. The transcript is spliced from 2 exons. Lineage: Eukaryota; Fungi; Ascomycota; Sordariomycetes; Magnaporthales; Magnaporthaceae. The record is from RefSeq and is a predicted model, not a curated record. The coding region runs from base 1 to 567 and encodes 188 amino acids.
AUGUCCUCAAUCCUGAACGGAACGGCCAACGUCCUCCACAAGACCAAGCUCCCCGCCGGCGCGACGCGCGAGCAGGGCGUGGCCAUGCUGCACGACCACGCCUUCUACCUCUCGUGCGACCCGCACCUGGUCAAGCAGUCCGAGCUCAAGCCCGACGACGCGCGCGUCAAGGACGCCGCGCCGCCGCCGCCGCCCGAGCGCGUCGCCUCGGCCGCCGUGGCGGGGCGCGCCCGGCGCUUCUACGAGGUCCACGACCUGGUCCACAACCUGCCGGGGGGCCUGUGGGACUCCAACGUCGUGAGCACAAACGAGAUAACCGACAUCGAGGCCGGCCUCUUUGUCCGCAUCCGCAGCCCCAUGGCCGUCGUCAUGGACACGUUUUGGGAGAUCAGGGCCGUCGAGGGCGAGGAGGGCGCGUGGGAGCUGGUUGAGGAGAUCACGAUCUCGGCGUCCCGUCUGAUCGUCGGGCUGGUCAAGUCGCUGUGCGAGGGCGGGUGGGAGAAGAUCCACGAGAAGAUGAUGGAGAGGCUAAAGGCGGAGCUGGCGGCCAAGAAGGCCGCGGCAUAG